Nicotiana tabacum (common tobacco) is the source of this 890-nucleotide messenger RNA. NCBI's taxonomy places the organism in Eukaryota, Viridiplantae, Streptophyta, Magnoliopsida, Solanales, Solanaceae. The record is from RefSeq and is a predicted model, not a curated record.
GAUUUUUUCUGAUGUGAUCAACUUUGCCUUUUUAUUUCACUGAUUUUUUUGCAUAAUUUGCAAAAAGAAUUGCUAAACUAUGAGAGCGAAAGAAAAGAGAUAGAAUAAGAAAUACAAGGAUAGAAACGGGAAGGAAAUAGUGAACAAGAAAGUUGUUUGAGAGAGUAUAUAUAAAGUAGUUUUUUUUAGAAUUUACCUAUAUAAUGGCAAAGUGUUUGGGUAUGUGUUGUUAAAUGGUCCUUUUUUUUACUCACAUUUCGAUCGCUUUUUGGCCCGCAGAAAGUUCCCGAAUUGAUUGAAGUAACGCAAGCCCCAUAAUUGUUCCUCCAUUUCUUCUCCGGCGAAAUCGACUCCAAAGCAUGGCAGAGCAAAUCCUCAGCUUAGGAGUCCUCAUAGAUAUUGUGGAUGAGGAAUGGAUGCGAGAUACUUUGCCUGAAGAUGAUCUCCCAUUACCACCCGUACUACUUCCAAAGACCGACGACAAUGAAGACUCAAAUCAAGAGGCUCAACAAGUUGAUGGGGAUACAUGGCAUGACCUUGCAUUGGGAAAUCCAUGACAUUAAUGAUCAAGCUUGUGAAUUGGAUUUCCAACAAUUGUCAAUUUGUCUUCUUUUGUAAGUAAAUUGCUAGUCAUGUACUUGAUUAGCAUUGAACGUUGUAUGAAAACUAAUUUCAACUGUUCAUUCGCUCUAUAUGUUUGUCAAUGGUCAUCUUCGAAGUGGCCCACUUAGUAAUCUUGUCAAUCCAUGCUCUCUAGUGGGUAAUAGAUCCAGGAGUGCUAGCAUGUUAGUGGAUGUUAAGUUCAUCCCAUUGCUCCUGAUAGUUCAUACCAAAUUGACCAUCUUGUUGUAAUAGUAAUUUUAUUUUAUAUUUGGCAUGCAGUUUAUAUA